Closterium sp. Naga37s-1 is the source of this 1896-nucleotide messenger RNA. The record is from the annotation of a GenBank genome assembly. Lineage: Eukaryota; Viridiplantae; Streptophyta; Zygnematophyceae; Desmidiales; Closteriaceae.
AUGCGGAUGAAUAUGAAACACCUAGGACUACGCUCUGAAUACCAUGUUAAGAUGAGAGGAGCCAUGGAUGGCGAGAGAGCGCUGGAGGAGGCAGCGCGGCAGGCAAGGGAGGAGCAGGCGGGCAGGCAGCAGGCGGAGGCGGCGGUGGAGGAGGAGAGGGCGGUGGCGGCAGCAGCAGUGGCGGGGCAGAUGAGCGCGGAGCAGCGGCUGAUGGAGGCCCAGGCGCGCGUGCAGCUGCUGGAAGGCGAGGUGGACUCUCUCAAGGUGGGCGAGGGAGGGGAGUGGAGGGGAGUGGAGGGGAGGGGAGGGGAGGGGAGGGGAGGGGAGGGGAGGGGAGGGGAGGGGAGGGGAAGGGAGGGGAGGGGUGGUGGGAUGGGAUUCACGAGCCCUCUCACCAACCCUCUCUCUUCCACCCGCCUCCCCACCCCAUCUCGCGCCCUCGUGCUCCCGUGUGGUGUGUGGGCGUGGGAGCAGGAGGUGGCAGCGAGCAAGGACUCGCUGCUGGCGGCCGUGAAGGAGGAGACCAUGCGCAAUGCCGACAUGCUGCUCGCUGCUGCCAACACUCGCAAGGUCACAUACGGCAACAGCCUUGCCUUGCCUCGCCCACUCCACCACCCCUCCUUCCAUCUGCACUCUCUCUCACUUUCCCCCUUUCCCCCCUUUCCCCCUUCCCUGUACCGUGCUUCGCUUUCCACCCUUCCCACAUCCCCUCUUUCUCUUCUCCCCUUCUUCCCUGCGUCGAUUGUUUGUCCCCUUCUUCCCUGCGUCGAUUGUUUUUCCCCUUCUCCUCUUCCGCCUGCCCCCUUCCCCCCAUUGUGUGUGUGGUGUGUGGUGUGCGGCGGAGGGCAGGAGCUAGCGGGGGCGGAGGCGCGGAUAGCAGCGCUGCAGGGGUCGGUGGUGGCGUUGGAGGCGGAGGUGCGGCAGCAGGACCAGCUGCUCAGCGACAUCCGCGCCAACGCUGUCUCCUCUGCUGACGCCCUGCGCACCGCCGCUCAGAUCAACCAGAUGAACCAGGUGGGCGGCAGGGAGUGCUGCUGGGUGGUGCAGGCACGGGGACACAUGGGAUGGGAUUCUCUGCUCGUUGGUGCUCUGCUCGUUGGUGCUCUGCUCGUUGGUGCUCUGCUCGUUGGUGCUCUGCUCGUUGGUGCUCUGCUCGUUGGUGCUCUGCUCGUUGGUGCUCUGCUCGUUGGUGCUCUGCUCGUUGGUGCUCUGCUCGUUGGUGCUCUGCUCGUUGGUGCUCUGCUCGUUGGUGCUCUUCUCGUUGGACCUGAAUGCAGCGCGGGAGCGAGAGGCGGAGCAGCUGGAGCAGCUUCUGAUUUGACUCAAAAGCCUCCCCAUGCUUGUCCCCUGCCCGCCCACCCACCCUGCUUGUGGUGGUGGCAGGACCUGAAUGCAGCGCGGGAGCGAGAGGCGGAGCUGGUGGAACAGCUGGAGCAGCGCGAGGCGGAGGUGGAGAGCCUGCGCCGCGACACCACCGAGAACAUCCGCGCGCAGCGCGCCGAGCUCGCGCUGAGGGAGGCGGAGAGGAGGGCGCGCGAGCUGGAGAUGGAGAGGGAGUCGCUACGGCGGGGCGUGGCGAAGCGCGACCAGGCGCUGGGGCUCAUGAAGAGAGAGCUCGAACGCAGCGCCCACAUGCUCUCCGCCGCUGCUGACACCCGCCAGGUGAGCCCUGCUGCUCACACCCGCCAGGUGAGCCCUGCUGCUCACACCCGCCAGGUGAGCCCUGCUGCUCACACCCGCCAGGCAUUACGGAGCAUGAAGGAGCAGAUGGAGUGGAUGCAGGAGGAGGCGCGCGUCAAGGAGGAGCGCCUGGCAGCGCUGCAGGAGGAGUUCGUCUCUGCUCUCAAGGGCACCACCUUCCCAUCGCUGGUACACGCCUCUUGCAUGCGUGCAUGA